Molecule: messenger RNA, 2184 nt
Organism: Megalops cyprinoides (Indo-Pacific tarpon)
Lineage: Eukaryota; Metazoa; Chordata; Actinopteri; Elopiformes; Megalopidae
Gene: pck2
Product: phosphoenolpyruvate carboxykinase 2 (mitochondrial)
Biological process (GO): hepatocyte differentiation; gluconeogenesis; cellular response to insulin stimulus
Cellular component (GO): mitochondrion; cytosol
Molecular function (GO): GTP binding; manganese ion binding; phosphoenolpyruvate carboxykinase (GTP) activity
Source: RefSeq, a predicted model, not a curated record
GCGACUAAUUUUUACACCGAAGAACUUUUAAAUAUAUAUUAGUUAGCCGUGUAGAACUAUAUGUUCAACACAAAUAAGAUCAUUAGCUAGCUACAUAUGCAACUUAACUGCACGGUUUAUUGAAUCAGACUUUUUUUUACACGUGAGCGUUGUGAAAAAUUUUGAUUUGAUUAUCUAAUGUGACAGUUGAUCACUUCCUUUUAAAACUUACCAGAAGACAGAAUUAGUUUUAAUCUCCACUCAUUGAAAGAGAUCAAGAUGUCUUGCCUUUUUAUGGGAGUUUUAAGAAGACGGAGUGGUCUGGGGGCCGCGGUGGGGGUGCGUUCGCUCGCCUCCCUGCCCUCCCUCCCCCCGGCGGUGGCGGAUUUCGUCUCGGGGGCGGUGGCGGAGUGCAAGCCGGCCGAGGUGCACGUGGUGACGGGGACGGCCGAGGAGACGGCCGACAUCCUGGCCGGCCUGGAGCGGGACGGCAUGGUCAAGCGGCUCAGGAAGUACCAGAACUGCUGGCUGGCGCGUACAGACCCUAAGGAUGUGGCCCGCGUGGAGAGUAAGACGGUGAUCGUGACGAAGCGGCAGAGGGACACCAUCCCCAUCCCGACCGGGGGGGCCAAGAGCCAGCUAGGGAGCUGGAUGAGUGAGAGCGACUUCCAGAAGGCCCGGGAGGACCGCUUCCCUGGCUGCAUGGCAGGCCGGAAGAUGUAUGUGAUUCCCUUCAGCAUGGGGCCCGUUGGCUCCUCCCUAGCCAAGUUCGGGGUACAGGUGACGGACUCGCCCUACGUGGUGGCCAGCAUGGGCAUCAUGACCCGCACCGGCACCGCCGUCAUGGAGAAGCUGGCCGAGGGGGCGGAGUUUGUGCGCUGCCAGCACUCGCUAGGACGGCCCCUGCCCCUCAAAGCUCCCCUGAUCAGCUCCUGGCCCUGUAACCCAGAGAAGGUUCUGAUCUCCCACCUCCCGGACUCCAGGCAGAUCUUGUCGUUCGGUAGCGGUUACGGCGGAAACUCGCUGCUGGGCAAGAAGUGCUUCGCCCUGAGGAUCGCCUCCCGCAUCGCCAAGGACGAGGGCUGGCUGGCCGAGCACAUGCUGAUCCUGGGCAUUACCAACCCUCAGGGCGUGAAGCGGUAUGUGGCGGCAGCGUUCCCCAGCGCCUGCGGCAAGACCAACCUGGCCAUGAUGAAGCCCGCGCUGCCCGGAUGGACGGUGGAGUGCGUCGGCGACGACAUCGCCUGGAUGAAGUUCGACAGUCAGGGAAGACUCAGGGCCAUCAACCCUGAGAACGGCUUUUUCGGCGUGGCCCCUGGGACCUCGAUGAAGACCAACCCCCACGCCAUGGCGACCAUCUCGAAAAACACCGUCUUCACCAAUGUCGGGGAGACGAGUGAUGGCGGGGUGUGGUGGGAGGGGCUAGAACCCCCUCCUCCUGGUGUCACGCUCACAGACUGGCACGGGAAAUCAUGGAAACUAGGAGACCCCACCCCCUGCGCCCACCCCAACUCCAGGUUCUGCGCCCCGGCGUCUCAGUGCCCCAUCAUCGACCCCCUGUGGGAGAGCGAGGAGGGCGUGCCCAUCGACGCCAUCAUCUUCGGUGGUAGAAGGCCGGAGGGAGUCCCUCUGGUGUACGAGUCCUUUAACUGGCGCCAUGGAGUUUUCGUGGGGGCGGCCAUGAGGUCUGAGUCCACCGCUGCCGCGGAACACAAAGGCAAGGUCAUCAUGCACGACCCCUUCGCCAUGCGGCCCUUCUUCGGCUACAACUUCGGGGACUACCUGGCCCACUGGCUGAGCAUGGAGACCCGGCCGGGCCCCACGCAGCUGCCCAAGAUCUUCCACGUCAACUGGUUCCGCAAGGACCCGCAGUCGGGCGCCUUCCUGUGGCCGGGCUUUGGCGAGAACGCGCGCGUGCUGGAGUGGAUCUUCCGCCGCUGCGGCCGGCAGACCGAGGACGAGGCGGCGCAGAAGAGCAUGGUGGGCUGGGUGCCCACGGCGGACGCCAUCGACGUGCGUGGCCUCAGCGCCAAGGUGGACAUGGGCGCCCUCUUUAACCUGCCCAAGGCAUUCUGGGAGAAGGAGACCCAGGAGCUCCGCGCGUACUUCACACAGCAGGUGGGGGCGGACUUGCCCCCACAGGUGGAAGGGGAGCUCAGGGCGCUGGAGGAGAGAGUGAGGAAGUGAAGGAUUGCGGGGUGGGGG